Suillus subalutaceus is the source of this 796-nucleotide messenger RNA. RefSeq names its product Cupredoxin. Gene Ontology annotation, molecular function: copper ion binding; oxidoreductase activity. Lineage: Eukaryota; Fungi; Basidiomycota; Agaricomycetes; Boletales; Suillaceae. The transcript is spliced from 6 exons. The record is from RefSeq and is a predicted model, not a curated record. The annotation marks the transcript as partial.
CAUUCAAACCCCCAACAUUCCUGUUCUACUCCAAAUUCUCAGUGGAGCUCAAGAACCGUCUCAGCUGCUCCCAAAUGGGAGUAUAAUCGUUCUAGAAGCUAAUAAAGUGGUGGAGUUGACCAUGUCAAUAAUAACCAGUCCAGGUGGACCCCAUCCCAUACACCUUCAUGGGCACUCCUUCGAUGUCGUACAGAGCGCAGGUUUCAGUACCUUCAAUUAUGUGAACCCAGUUCGCCGCGAUGUGGUAAACGGUGGCUUCCCUGGUGAACAAAUGGUGAUACGAUGGACGACCGAUAAUUCUGGUCCGUGGUUCUUGCAUUGCCACGUCGACUGGCACCUUGAUGCCGGUUUUGCCGUGGUAAUGGCAGAAAGUCCCUCAGACACUGCUGCCCAUGUGGACCCCGUACCACAGGACUGGGAUGAGUUGUGUCCGAUCUUCUACUCUUUGACACCUUCACAGUUGGGGGCUGCGGGUAACCUUUCCCGUCAAGAAGCAGCUAGUAUUACAACUCUCCUCUACCCAGCAACACCCCUCCCCUAAAUAUAGUAGACGACAUCGUAAUCAUUUUCGCUUCUUGGGGGACAUUAUGUUUGCAGGAUGAACUGCAUGCAGCCAGUGUAUUUUCGUAUUUCAGUGUUGCUAUAAUUAAUUUCUGCGCCUUUAUAACUGGGCGCGGUCACCGGCGUUGAAUAUUGAAUGACCCAUGAUUCAAUUAAUGUUAGAACCCUAAUAGCGCCACAUGUGUGUGGCGACGACUGCCCUCAUGGCAUUGUCCUUCUGCCUAUGAAAGAUAGC